CCUGAAUAGAAGAGAGCAGCGGAGAGAGAGAGCAUGGUACACCUCAUCACGGAUGCGUGUGAGAUAUUUAUCAACACUCAUUUUAUAUUCUCAUAACUUUAGCUGCACUGCUCUUAGUUUUUUUUCUGGAUUUUAUGUGCACAAUUCAACGUGCCUUUGCAGUGGCUUCUCUCUCCAAAUGGCUUGGAUUAUUUCCCCGCCGUGGCAAUGCCAAGGGACUGGCGCUGUUUUUUUGCUCUCUGCUUUGAUCGCGGUGAUUGUGACAAGUGACUCCGCCGCGCAGGUUUUCGACAGUUAUGGAUUAUCAUAUGCAUUGAGAUCAGAACUGUCUGAGGAUGCUAUAUUGGUGGCCAACAAUGGAAUACGCGUGCCUUUCGGGAGAGCAGUGUUCAUUGAUCCUAUCAAUGAUCUGGUAAUCCAAGUACAGCCGGGAGACAGAUGUAGUAUGACGGUUCUGGAUAACGACCCGCUCUCCCAGAGGCCCGGGCAGCUCUCUCCCAAAAAGUUUCCCUGUGAGUUUGGACCCAAUGACGUAAAGUAUUCUCACUUCGGGUCCAGGAGCCCCCCGCGGGAUAGGGUGAGGCUACAGCUCAGAUAUGACACUCAUACCGACACCAUAAUCAUCCCGUUUAUGGUGGAAGUGGAGGUGAUUUUCACACAGUUGGAAGUGUUAACCAGAAACAUGCCUCUGACUGUUGACAAACUGCUUGGCACUAGUAACCCCAUUGACAGGAAGAUUCUAGAGUUCACCUAUGAUAGAAGUGAACAUCAGUGUAAAAUAACAUCUCUCUCUAGUGGCAGUGCAUUACCCAGGUAUGGGAAACUUGUGGAUGAGGGAAAACUUGGAGAAAUGGUGGAUUGUGAUGAAUUUAUUAAAAUGAAUAUCCGCUAUCAGCACACUUCUGCACACAGAUCACCCAAUAGAGAUUAUUUCCCAAUGAUUGUGGAAUUACAAGAUAAAGAGGGUAAUUUUCUGAAGCAGGAGUUUUUCCAGAUGAUGGUGCGUAUAAAGGAUGGAGAGGAGAACACGGCUCCUAAACCCAGCUUCGUGGCCAUGAUGAUGAUGGAGGUGGAUCAGUUUGUGAUGACAGCCAUCACCCCCGACAUGCUGGCUGCUGAGGACAUUGAGUCUAACCCUGACAACCUUAUCUUCAACAUCACCACCCCCCUCUCCUUCGAGGAGGGGUACAUAGUCAGCACAGAUGACCGGAACCUGCCCAUCACCUCUUUCUACCAGGGAGACCUCAAAGAACUAAAGAUAGCCUACAAGCCUCCGUCUGUGGACUCUGAAACAGAACGUAUCUUCCAGAUAGAGUUUGAGGUGGUGGACACUGAUGGGGCUGUGUCUGACCCGUUCGCCUUCAUGAUUGUAGUGAAGCCUAUGAACACGCUUGCUCCAGUAGUCACCAGGAAUACUGGUCAGCUUCUCUACGAGGGUCAGUCCAGACCACUGUCCAGUUCUCAUAACCUAGGGGUCAGUGACGAGGACGACCUGGAUGUUGUCAGGAUCAUGGUGGUCGACGGGCUGCGGCAUGGCCAGCUGACGGUGCUCGGGUCACUCAGGAAGUUCUUCACCCCGGCCGAUCUGGAUGGGGGCAUGGUCAUAUACCAGCAUGACGGCAGCGACACGUACAGCGAUAACAUCAUCUUCCGGAUGACGGACGGGAAGCACGAGGUGGAGUUCCUGUUUCCCCUAACGAUCGUUCCCACGGACGACGAGCCGCCCAUUAUCAACGCUAACACGGGGUUAAUCCUCUUCAAGAACCAGAUUAUGCUCAUUUCUCCACUCACACUGAGCGCUGCAGAUAUCGACUCUGAGGACUCCACUAUCAGGUUCACCAUAGAAGCCCCGUUCUCACCUAUAGGGGAGGUGCUGCUGAGGCAGUCAGAGGCCCCAGCGGACCCAUCCACCUGGAGGUUUAAUGCUGAGGAUGAGCUGUAUGAGAAAGAGGUUACAGAGUGGUUGCAGCAGGAUAUCACAGACGGGAAACUAUUCUACAGACACACCGGGCCUCACAGCACUGACACAGUCAUGGACCAGUUUGUUUUCCAGGUCCAGGAUGAUAACGACCCCCCUAACCAAUCAGAACAGAGCUCGUUCAUCAUCAAGGUUCUGCCAGUGGAUGACAUCCCCCCUGAGCUGUAUCCUGGUACCACCCUCCAGAUGACCGUACAUGAGUACCAGCUCACCUACUUCCGUAAGAAGUUUCUCCGCUACACUGACCUGGACUCGGAGGACAGAGAUCUGAAGUACACCGUCACCCAGCCCCCGACAGACACAGACGAGAACAGCCCUGUGGUACUGGGGUCUAUUGUGUUAACAGAAAGUCCAAACACUGUAGUGACUGAGUUUACUCAGGCUCAGGUCAACCACCAUAAGAUAUCAUACAAACCACCUGACCUGGAGCUGGGGAUCACAGCCCACGUUCUGCAGUUCCAGUACACGGUGGAGGAUACGUCAGGGAAUACUGUCACCGGAACAUUCUCUAUAUUCCUGCAGCCUGUUGACAACAAGCCGCCUCAGAUAACCAACACUGGCUUCACUAUAUUCGAGCGGGGAACGCACAUAAUCACCAGAGCUGAGCUGGAUACUGUGGACUUAGACACGGACAGUAGCCAGAUUUCCUUCACACUCAGUCAGCCCCCUCAGCACGGCACGGUCCAGUACACCUUCACCGACCUGACCAAAGGGGACCAGUUCAACCUGUUGGACAUUGCUAAUGACAGGAUCUCCUACAUCCACAACGGAGACGAGUCCACCGGCGAUUUCUUUCAGCUGGAUGUCAGUGAUGGCGUCCAUGUUGUGACCAUCACCAUCAGGGUUACCGUGAAGCCCAUCGAUGACGAGACCCCGACCAUCACCCUCCCGGCCGGAACCAUUGGCUCCUACAUCGACGUCCUGGAGAACGGCGCUACGGAGAUCACGACUAACGUCAUCCAGGGGCGGGACGAGGACACGGAUGACCUCCGCUUGACCUUCAUCCUGGAGGACCCACCGGUUUUUGGAGAGAUCCUGGUGAACGGGGUUCAAUCAGAGAGCUUCACCCAGGCUGACAUCAUCAACGGACUGGUGGUGUACACCCACACCAGCGGAGAGAUCGGCCUCACCACUAAAUAUGACUACUUUAACCUGACGCUGACAGACAUGUCUGAUGAGUGGACGGUAGGGGGCAACAGGGUCACGGGGGUCAGGGUACAGAUCACCAUCCUCCCCAUGGACAGCCAGGCUCCAGAGGUGUUCGUAGGCCCACAGUUCACUGUUGUAGAGGGAGAGAAGAAUGUGAUUGAGAUUCUUCACAUUAGUGCUGAUGAUAUUGAUACUCCUAAUGAUGACCUGCUUUGUACCAUCAUCGUACAGCCCACGUCAGGCUACGUGGAGAACAUCUCCCCAGCCCCAGGCUCAGAGAAGUCCAGGUCUGGGACUGCGAUCAGUGCAUUCACCAUCAAGGACAUCAGACAGAACCACAUCUACUAUGUCCAAAGCAUCCAUAAGGGAGUGGAGCCGGUCGAGGACAGGUUCACGUUCAGAUGCUCAGACGGCAUCAACUUCUCCGAGAGACAUUUCUUCCCCAUCGCUAUCAUCCCGUUCAACGAUGAGAAGCCGGAGAUCUAUAUGAGGGAGUUUGUCGUUAUGGAAGGGAUGAAUAUUGUUAUCGACACGCCCAUCCUGAAUGGAGCCGACGCGGACAUCCCCUCGGACGAACUCACGUUCAUCAUCACCAAACCACCCAAGCACGGCUUCAUCCUCAACCAGCUGACCACCGGCACUGUCACAGUCACCAACUUCACCCUGGACCAGAUCAGGGAAGCCUCCAGUAUAGUGUACGAACAUGACGACUCGGAGACCAAGGAGGACAGCUUUGACUUAAUCCUGACAGACGGUAAAUAUACCGUGGAGAAGACCAUCAUUAUUAUGAUCAUUCCUGUAGAUGAUGAGACACCCAGGAUGGCCAUCAACGAUGGUCUGGAGAUAGAGAUAGGAGACGUUAAAGUGAUCGAUAACAAUGUUUUAAAAGCCACCGACCUGGAUUCUGAGGAUAGUACUUUGACGUACGUUGUUCGCUAUGGGCCGGGCCAGGGGUUGUUACAGAGGAGAACCCCUUAUGGGACGUUAGAGAACAUCACAGUGGGGAUGAACUUCACCCAGUACCAGGUGGACCAGGCUCUCAUCGUCUAUAUCCACAACGGGCAGGAAGGAAUCCGGGACCUUAUCAAGUUUGACGUGACGGACGGCAUCAACCCUCUGAUCGACAGGUACUUCUAUGUGACAGUGGGCGGCAUCGAUAUGGUGUUCCCUGACGUGGUCAGUAAGGGGGUCUCUCUGAAAGAAGGCGGUAAAGUAACGUUGACCACAGACCUGCUCAGCACCAGCGACCUCAACAGUCCAGACGAACACCUGGUGUUCACCAUCACCAGAGCCCCACAGAGAGGCCAUCUGGAGUGUACCGACGGCCCUGGCAUGCCCAUCUCCUCCUUUACCCAGCUCCAGCUAGCUGGGAGCAAGGUGUACUACAUCCACACGGCCGAUGAUGAGGUCAAGAUGGACAGCUUUGAGUUCGAGGUCACCGACGGAUACAACCCUGUGUUCCGCACGUUCCGUGUCUCCAUCACCGAUGUGGACAACAAGAAACCGGUUCUAACGGUUCACAGCUUGGUGGUUAACGAGGGAGAGAACAAACUCAUCACGCCCUUCGAGCUGACCGCAGAGGACCGUGACACGGCUGACCGCCUCCUGAAGUUCACGGUCACCCAGGUCCCUGUCCACGGUCGCCUCCUCUUCAACAACACCCGCCCCGUCACCUCCUUCACCAAACAGGACCUGAACGAGAACCUCAUCAGCUACAAACACGACGGUACGGAGUCCUCCAAGGAUUCCUUCUCCUUUAUCGUGAGUGACGGGACGCACACCGACUUCUACGUGUUCCCAGACACCGUGUUCGAGACGCGGCGCCCCCAGAUGAUGAAGAUCACGGUCCUGUCGGUGGAUGAUGGGGUGCCCCAGAUCGUGGUGAAUAAAGGGGGGCCCACCCUGAGGGUGUUAGAGACGGGUCACCUGGGGUUCCUCAUUACCUCUAAAACUCUUAAGGCCGAGGACAGGGAUAGUCUUCAGCUCUCUGUCACCUUUAAGAUCACCGUGGGUCCAGAGCAUGGAUACCUCAUCAACCUGGGUACAGGCAACGCUACCGUCACCACAUUCACUCAAGCUGAAAUUGAUGACAUGAAGAUUUGCUACGUACUAAGAGAUGGUGACAAUGCUACGAGUGACAUCUUCUAUUUCUCCAUUGAGGACAAUGGAGGCAACAGGCUGAAGAACCAGGUGUUCAGGCUGAACUGGGCCUGGGUCUCCCUGGAGAAGGAGUACUAUGUGGUGGACGAGGAGGCCAAGUACCUGGAGGUGGUCCUCAAACGACGAGGAUACCUGGGAGAGACGUCCUUCGUCAGCAUCGGCACCAGAGAUGGUACAGCGGAGAAGGAUAAGGACUUCCGUGGUAAAGCCCAGAAGCAGGUCCAGUUUAACCCAGGUCAGACCACGGCUACAUGGAGGGUGAGGAUCUUGCAGGAUGGAGUGUACGAGCAGUCUGAGACCUUCCAGAUUGUUCUGUCAGAACCUGUCAUGGCUGCCCUGGAGUUCCCUGACACAGCCACUGUGGAGAUCCUCGACCCAGCAGAUGAGUCGACAGUGUUCAUCCUGUCUGCAGUCUACCCUAUAGAGGAGGACAUUGGGGAGCUGCUGAUCCCAGUACGCAGGAGUGGUGACAUCACACAGGAACUCAUGGUCAUCUGCUACACACAGCAAGCCACAGCUACAGGGACCAUCCCCACUACAGUCCUGUCCUACUCUGACUACAUAUCCAGACCUGAGGAACACAACAGUGUCCUGCGCUUUGAUAAGGGCGAGACGGAGAAGUCCUGUCGUGUGGUGAUCAUAGAUGACUCUCUGUAUGAAGAGGAGGAGAGCUUCAACGUUACCCUCAGUAUGCCCAUGGGAGGCCGUCUGGGACAGGAGUACCACACUGCCAGGGUCACCAUCAUACCUGACCUGGAUGAUGCUCCAGGAUUCUACUUCGGAGACACAGACUACCGUGUGGAUGAGAGUGAUGGUUAUGUGGAGGUCAAGGUGUAUAGGACAGGCACUGACCUCUCUAAAACAGCCACGGUCACUGUACGCUCCAGGAAAACAGACCCUGUCUCUGCUGAAGCCGGUGUGGACUACGUAGGGAUCAGUCGUAACCUGGACUUUGCCCCGGGGGUCAGCCAGCAGACGUUCAGGGUGACCAUCCUGGAUGACCUGGGUCAGCCGGUGCUGGAGGGGACCGAGACAUUCGAGCUGGUCCUCCGCAUGCCCAUGAACGGCAUCCUGGGAGAACCGGGGAAGGCCACCAUCCUCAUCAACGACUCCGUCUCCGACCUGCCCAAGGUGCAGUUCCGUGAUGCCAUGUACAUGGGGCAUGAGAACUCCGGUCAGAUCUCAGUCGUGGUGUAUCGUAGUGGAGACAUCAGUUACAGGUCAACGGUCCGCUGUUACACCAGACAGGGCACCGCUCAGGUCAUGAUGGACUUCAACGAACGACCAAACACAGACGCUUCCAUCAUCACCUUCCUACCAGGGGAGGUGGAGAAGCCGUGUGUUCUGUCUCUGGUUGAUGACACGGAGCAUGAGGAGGAGGAGGAGCUGAGGCUGGUGUUGGGGUCGCCACGCAGUGAAUCUCCGUUCGGAGCGUCCAUCGGGAAACAGAACGAGACUCUGGUCAAGAUCAUGGACGACACAGACAAGGCCAUCAUCAAGUUUGGGGAGACUAAGUUCAGUGUGAGUGAGCCUAGCGGGGCAGGCCAGGUGUCCAUGGUGAAGAUCCCAGUGCUGAGGGUAGGAGACACCUCCAAGGUCUCUGUGGUCCGCGUCCACACCAAGGACGGAUCAGCCACCUCCGGAGAGGACUACCAUCCUGUAUCUGAAGACAUUGAGUUCAAGGAGGGUGACACAGAGCACUACAUCGAGGUGGAGAUCUUGUAUGAUGGAGUCAGAGAGAUGAGAGAAGCCUUCACGGUCCACCUGAAACCUGAUGAGAACAUGGUGGCUGAGACGCAGAUGAGUAAGGCCAUUAUCUACAUAGAGGAGACCAACAGCAUGGCGGACGUCACCUUCCCCUCCGUCCCCCAGGUGUUCUCCCUACUGCAGUAUGACGACACCUCCAGGGCCAGACACACCCCCCCAGUGGCAGGCUACCCCGUUGUCUGUGUCACGGCUUGUAAUCCUAAGUACCCUGACUACGACAAGACUGGCUCCAUCUGCAUCAGCGAGCACAUCAAUGACACACUGACCCGCUAUCGAUGGUUGGUCAGCGCUCCAACCAGCCUGGACGGGGUCACCAGCUCCAUGAGAGAGGUGGACUUUAAUACCUUCUUCUCCUCCUCCAAGAUCAUCACCUUGGACUCUGUCUAUUUCCAGGCUGGCUCUAGGGUGCAGUGUGCAGCCCGUGCUGUGAACUCUAACGGAGAUGAGGGCCUGGAACUCAGCAGCUUCAUAGUCUCCAUCAGUAUAGAGGAUGGUAUGUGCCAGCCUCGUGUGGUGGGUACAGUGGGCGCUGAGCCCUUCUCUGCCAAGCUACGCUACACCGGAGCAGAGGACCCAGACCACCCCAACCUCAUCAAGAUCACUGUCACCAUGCCACACAUAGACGGCAUGCUCCCUGUGGUCUCCACCCGUCCUCUGUCUAACUUUGAGCUGACGUUGAGUCCUGAUGGUACUCGUGUGGGGAACCACCGCUGUUCUAACCUGCUGGACUACACCGAGGUCAAGACCCACCACGGCUUCAUAACCAACGCCACCAAGAACCCUGAGGUGAUCGGGGAGACCUCUCCCUACCAGUACAGCGCCCCCCUGAGGGGAUCCAGCGUAUUGCGCUUCUACAAGAAUCUCAACCUAGAGGCCUGUCUAUGGGAGUUCACUAGUUACUAUGACAUGUCUGAGCUACUGUCAGACUGUGGAGGGACCAUCGGUACAGACGGACAGGUGUUGAACCUGGUCCAGUCCUAUGUGACCCUCCGGGUGCCCCUCCACGUCUCCUAUGUGUUCCACUCCCCGGUGGGGGCAGGAAGCUGGCAGCAUUUUGACCUGCAGUCUGAGCUACGACUCACCUUCGUAUACGACACUGCCAUCUUGUGGCGGGACGGCAUUGGCAGUCCUCCUGAGGCUGAGUUACAAGGAGCCCUGUACCCCACCAGUAUGCGUAUCAACGAACAGGGUCGUCUGGUGGUCAACUUCAGAACAGAGGCUCGAUUCAGAGGACUGUUUGUCAUAUCACACUCUGCGUCCUCUCUGUCGUCCAUGGUGAUGUGUGCGGACCACCCCGGGGUGACGUUUAAUCUCAGCCUGGUGAGGAGCGAACCCACCUACAACCAGCCCAUGCAGCAGUGGACCUUCACAUCAGACUUCGCAGUGCGUGACUACUCAGGUACCUACACGGUGAAGCUGCUACCCUGUACCUCUCCUCCCGGUCUGGAGUAUUCCCUGCCUCCUGUUUGUAACCCCAGAGAAACUGUCACCUUCGACCUGGACAUACGCUUCCAGCAGGUGAGUGACCCUGUUGCGGCUGAGUUCAGUCUGAACACACAGAUGUUGCUGCUGUCUAAGAGAACUUUGUGGCUGUCUGACGGAUCCAUGGGCUUCGGACAGGAGAGCGACAUAGCCUUCUCACAGGGUGACAUGAUAUAUGGCAGAGUGAUGGUGGACCCAGUUCAGAACCUGGGGGAUUCCUUUAUCUGUAACAUAGAGAAGGUGUUCCUGUGCACCGGCGCGGAUGGAUAUGUGCCCAAGUACAAUCCCAACAACAAUGAGUAUGGCUGUCUGGCUGAUGCUCCAUCGCUGCUUUACAGAUUCAAAAUCAUCGAUAAGGCCCAGCCAGAGACCCAGGCCAGGUUGUUUGGUAAUGUCGGGUUCAGGGCUCUGCUGGCUGUAGACGACCCUCAGGCCCUGGCCCUGGUCAGACAGCCUGGAUCUGACGGCUUCAGCAUGAACUCUACAGCACUGUUCCAAGUGUCAGCAGGGAGAGAGUGGUUCAUCCACACCAUCUACACCGUCCGCUCCAGAGAGAAUGCUAACAGGGGGAUCGGGAAGAGAAGUCUGGAGUACCACACACUCACCCAACAUAGCAGUAUGGCUGCAGGAGGCCACUCUCUGACCCAACACAGCAGUAUGGCUGCAGGAGGCCACUCCCUGACCCAACACAGCAAUAUGGCUGCAGGAGGCCACUCCCUGACCCAACACAGCAGCAUGGACAGAGAAACCCAGCAUCAAACUAUGGCUGCAGGAGGAACGUCCCAGUCCCAGUUUCGAUCCAGGCGGUCAGCAAACAGGGUGCCAGACCUGACAGAGGACAUCGGCCUGGACAACAACCGAGGCACCAACAUUCUCCAUAUCGCCCUGGACCUCAGCCGCCAGCGCCACACCAGCCCCGACCAGGAGGUCCUCACUCGGGGUGUGGUGCCCAGGGAGCUGAACCAUCCUGCUGAGAGCGAGGACGGCUUGGUCCUGAUCAUAGGGAUCCUGGUGGGCCUCCUCCUCACUAUCCUUAUCAUCAUCGUCAUAGUGCUAACCGUACGGUCCAGACAGGAGAAGAAGAAGAUGGAGGUUCCCACAACAACGUCAAGCUCCACUGAGCCCAUGGUGACAUCAGGGUUCACUUGCGGUGGCUUGGACAGCUCAGAAGUCUGACGGACAGACAGACAAACGGACUUCCUUCGACAUGACCAUUGAGACAGACAGACUGAUGGACGGAUAUUCUCCACAGAAAAUAAAACACUGACAGAUGUUGUUUUUUUAAUGUUUUUUUUUUGCAAGUGCCUCAUAACUUUUACGUUGGGACAUAAAGAGAGGGAGGGGACAACUGAAACAACACAGUCGACAAUGAGAGCUUUGGUUCCGUACAAAAACCUACUUGAAAUCCUGCAGUCCUUCUGCUCUGCUGUAGGGGAGACCAUAGAGGUAAAACAAUCUCUCUCUAUGGGGAGACUGCCCCAUCUAGGGCAGAGCAUGUAACUUGUUCUGUUCAAGGCACUUGCCAGCAUUCAUUAUUGCUUUGUUUUAUGAUGACACUUGAUCCCAAAAAUGUUUAUGAUUUGCCCAAAGGUGCUAAAGCAGCAGAUGCCUCUGUCCUGUAGGAUGGAUGGUGGUCCUGUGAGUUGGUAGAAGGACAUGUAGCAGGGCUAUUCAACUCCAUGCCUGUAGGGCAGAAGUUUUGCUGAUUGUCUUUUCUACCUGGUAGUUGAUUGAUUGAUUGAUUGAUUGAUUGAUUGAUUGAUUGAUUGAUUGAUUGAUUGAUUGAUUGAUUGAUUGAUUGAUUGAUUGAUUGAUUAAUGUCACUGAUUGGCCGUAGAGUUCCAUGAUUUAACCAGUUUCCGGUUAGAAUGAAAGACUGAUAACCAGAAGUGUUUCAGCCUUCCAGGCCCAUAGUUCAAUACCGGUAUUCCUGGUAUUCAGUAUUCAAUAUGAUUGCAAAGUUGUCAUAGAACUGUCAUAGUUGUUCAUGAAUAUGUUUGUUUUCCCAUGUCAAGCCACUGUCAAUAGUCUGCUAACACUGGGAAUACAUUAUUUGAAAUCUUUCAAGAGUAUUAGCUUUAGCCUGCCUGGAGUGCCAGGUGGGACUUUUAUAUUGGUUCCACUGCAACAGGCAAGCUCAAUUGAUCACAGCUUAAGUAUUUUACAUGAUUUAAAAGAGUAUUUGAACCCAGGUCUGCUCUCUAUACCGUAAGUAUGGAGGCUGAUUCAUGUUGAAGUUCAACAGGUGCCUAAGAAUCCACUGGAGGUUAUACUGUAGGAAGCGUCCCAAAUGGCACCUUAUUCCCUAUUUUGCACUGUAAGUAGUGCACUAUAUAGGGAAUAGGGUGUAAUUUGGGACGAAUGCUUAGAUUUUCUCUAUUACAUGGUUAUUAUAUUUGUUUUGUUUGUAUUAAUGGUUAUCUAUCAUUUGUGCCUGCUUCUGAUUUUGUAUUUUCUUUAAAAUAAUUGCUUAAACUUGUAUAAUAAUGUGUAAAGCAGAUUUGGGGGAAAAUGUGUCUAAUCUACUGUAGCUAAUUCAGACUUAAUUACAUGUUUUUCUAUCCUAACAGAGUUCCAAGUUGAUCACAAUUUUUUUGGGGGGGGUAAUUGUUCUCUCGAUAGUCCCAAAAUCAUGGUUGUAGUGACUUUGUAUGGUUCUGUCCCAAAUGGCAUCCUAUUCCCUAUUUAGUGCACUACUUUUGAUCAGAGCCCAUAAGGAAUUAAGGUACCAUAUAGGGAAUAGGGUGCCAUUUUGGACACAUCCUAUAUCAGUGUGGUCCUGUAUUUGAAUACAUACAGUACAGUACUGAAUUGAAUCUAAUGAGAAAAGGUAUAUCCUGUAGGGGAGAGUGGGUAAGUUGAGCCAUUUUUUACAUUCAGCAUCACUCCAUCAAUGGAAAUGUAGUAUUCUUUCUAACAAAGAUAUCUAUAUAUAUUUCAGGAUGUUGUGUAUCCCUGAAAAUAAUCUGAAUUCAUGUAAACAUUACAAUUUUGAAAACAUAGCUUGUCCAAAGAAAGUGAUAUCUUGGCACGAUUUACCCCUACACAUUUGUGUACUGAAUGAAAUAUUACCACUACCUUUUUAAAACCAUGUCUAUCUUUACUUUCCAAACACAAUUCAACACAAUCACUUCUUUGUCUUUUAAUCCCUCAUAUCCCAGCCGUUCAUUAUACCUGGGAAGAAAACAUUUACUCAACUUACCACAAGGCAAACAGUUUGACUAUAUUAGCCCACACAGCUGCAAGGAUGCACUUUCAUGCUAGGUUUAGGACCUCAUAUUGAAGCUUAUUGUAUAGAAAAAUUAUACCAUUAUAUCUAUUUUGGUUUAGAUACAAAUUAUUAUAUCUAUUUUGGUUUAGAUACAAGCGUCAUGAAACCUCUUAACACAAUAAAUUAAUUUGACUUGGUGAAAAUCAGUUUUUUGGAACAUACUUGCUUUCUUCCUUCACGGACUCCAUGAAAUGAUGACCUCUUCCUAAAUAUUUGGUGAAAUUAUUCAUUUUGUGUAUGGUUUCCUAGAAACAAGGGUGGUUCAACUUACCCCUUUGACUCAACUUACCCCACUCUCCGCUGGUGAGUUGAUUUUAAAGACAGCUGGUCUGCAAUGUACAGUUUAUAGCAGCUCUGGAUGGACCCACUAGGCACAGACUCAUCAUAUAGUGAGUAGCUUAUUCCCUAAAUAGGGAGUAGGGUGCCAUUCUGGACUAACUCUGUUUCUCUACAGGGCUAUGAAGUGACUGAUCUGUACCAAAUGUUCUCCAAAGGUUUUACAUUAUAUUUAGUAUUAUAAAAACAUUCAUAAUGGACCAUGAAUAUGUAUGCAUCCCAAAUGGCACCCUAUUCCCUUUAUAGUUCACUACUUUUAUAGUAGUGCGCGAUAUCGAGAAAUGGGUGCCAUUUGGGACUCCGACCAGAAGGGAAAACCAACUAUGAUCUACUACAAUCUAAAUCACGGCUGUUAGAGAGAUUAAUGUUAAUACAUCACAGAAGUAUUUAUUUUAUCACAUAAAUAUCCAUAGGGAUUGCCAAUAAAAAAGAUCUAAUAUUUGUUUCCCUCUAAAGAUAAUUUUCUAAUCAGCCACAAACCACAUAAAAUAUGUUUCAGACAUGGUUGCCACUUUUGCAAUGUAAUGAUGCAUAAAGAAAAGGUAUAGACCUGGUAUAGACCAUCACCUUGUCAAUGGAUGUCCCAGUCAUAAUACUAAGAUAACAUACAAUGACCUCCAUACUGUAUAGUGACUUCAUAUACCCACUGCUUUAUAAACUUCAGAUUUCUAUAUCGUUUGCUGUUUAAUUUUUGAAAACAUAAAUGCUAUGCAACUUACAAUAUCAUACCACUAAAGUAGUAUUGAAUCCCAAUAUUUCUUUAUUUUUUAAUAUGAUUAUUUUUGCUGAUUUUACAUUUUGUCCCUGUACCACCAAUAGCUCUUAUAUCAUGUUAUUACCACCACCUUUAUGAUUUCAGGAUUUUGUUGAAUGCAUCUAAUGCCUGUGCGAGUGUAUACACAUGUAUGUAAUAUAUGUAUUGCUAAUAAAUAUACCGUUUGGAUGUUUUGGGAAUUAUCAGUGUUAAAUGCAUAUGUGCUGUAAGUAUUUGUAACAUAGACCUAAAGCACAAAGUGGUCUGCAAAUAAAGUUUUUUCAAGGAAA
Molecule: messenger RNA, 13187 nt
Organism: Salmo salar (Atlantic salmon)
Lineage: Eukaryota; Metazoa; Chordata; Actinopteri; Salmoniformes; Salmonidae
Product: FRAS1-related extracellular matrix protein 2
Biological process (GO): cell communication; anatomical structure morphogenesis
Cellular component (GO): membrane
Source: RefSeq, a predicted model, not a curated record